Pezoporus flaviventris is the source of this 1483-nucleotide messenger RNA. It is a transcript of the gene ANXA2, whose product is annotated as annexin A2. Lineage: Eukaryota; Metazoa; Chordata; Aves; Psittaciformes; Psittacidae. The record is from RefSeq and is a predicted model, not a curated record. Gene Ontology annotation, cellular component: cytoplasm. Gene Ontology annotation, molecular function: calcium ion binding; phospholipase inhibitor activity; calcium-dependent phospholipid binding. The transcript is spliced from 13 exons. Bases 140 to 1159 code for a protein of 339 amino acids.
GCGGGGCUGGCGGAGGGGCGCCGGGGCGGGCAGGACCCGCCCGGCCCUUUAAAACCCCGCCCGGGCCGCUGCGGGCCGCAGCCGCCGCCGGAGCCGUCGCUAGAGCCGCGCUGCUCACCCCGGCCAGCAUUCUUUCAAGAUGUCUACUGUCCAUGAAAUUUUAAGCAAGCUCAGCCUUGAAGGAGAUCAUUCUCUCCCACCAAGUGCCUAUGCCACAGUUAAGGCCCACUCAAAUUUUGAUGCUGACCGGGAUGCUGCAGCCUUGGAAACAGCCAUCAAGACCAAAGGUGUGGAUGAGGUUACCAUCAUCAACAUCCUGACAAACCGCAGCAAUGAGCAAAGGCAGGAUAUUGCUUUUGCCUAUCAGAGGAGAACCAAAAAGGAACUUUCUGCAGCGCUCAAGUCUGCUCUGUCAGGUCAUUUGGAGGCAGUGAUCUUGGGCUUGCUGAAGACACCAGCUCAGUAUGAUGCCUCUGAAUUGAAAGCUUCCAUGAAGGGCCUGGGAACUGAUGAAGACACACUCAUCGAAAUCAUCUGCUCAAGAACAAAUCAGGAACUUAGUGAAAUUAUCAGAGUGUACAGGGAAAUGUACAAGACAGAACUGGAAAAGGACAUUAUAUCAGACACAUCUGGUGACUUCCGCAAGCUAAUGGUUGCCCUGGCUAAGGGCAAGAGGUGUGAAGAUAACUCUGUCAUUGAUUAUGAACUGAUUGACCAGGAUGCUAGGGAGCUCUAUGAUGCUGGUGUGAAGAGAAAGGGAACUGAUGUGCCCAAGUGGAUCAACAUUAUGACUGAAAGAAGUGUCCCCCACCUGCAGAAAGUGUUUGAGAGGUACAAGAGCUACAGCCCAUAUGAUAUGUUGGAGAGCAUCAAGAAGGAGGUUAAGGGAGACUUGGAGAAUGCCUUCCUUAAUCUUGUCCAGUGCAUUCAGAACAAGCAGCUGUACUUUGCAGACAGACUGUAUGAUUCCAUGAAGGGCAAGGGAACCCGUGACAAGGUUCUGAUCAGGAUUAUGGUCUCCCGCUGUGAGGUUGACAUGCUGAAAAUUAAGAGUGAAUUCAAGAGGAAAUACGGAAAAUCUCUCUAUUAUUUCAUCCAGCAAGACACAAAAGGAGAUUAUCAGAGGGCACUGCUGAACCUGUGUGGUGGAGAGGACUGAAAACUGUGAUGGAAGAUUCCCAGUUCCAGAGACAUGCCUUUUUUUUGAUCUUCAUUUUACUGUAAUCGUAAAGACAAUGACUUGCCUAGCUAACUGUGACUUGCAUUUGUAUCUGCACCAACCCCUGCUGUAGUAUGCUUGCCGGUGCUAUGAGCGCUUCCCCCAGCCGCAGUGCUCUGCUUGGCUCUGCCAAGGGUCCUAACAGCGUGCAGCCAAGCUAACCUUCCACAGAUAAACGAGGUUACAAGCGCUUGUGAAAGACUCUGCCGCUCUGUGCGAUGUUUCUAAUAAAACAUAAAUAAAACUGGAGUUUGACUUUAAUAA